Adineta ricciae is the source of this 750-nucleotide messenger RNA. The record is from the annotation of a GenBank genome assembly. Lineage: Eukaryota; Metazoa; Rotifera; Eurotatoria; Adinetida; Adinetidae.
AUGAAGUUUAAUAUUACUCAUUCGAACAAUAUCAAAGAAUCGAUUCGAGAGAAAUUACACUCGAAACAUUACGAUCGAAGCGAUUUACCCACCAAUUCAAAAGACCAAACAUCGUUAUCAAUGGAUCCCAACAAUCAAUAUCCGACUACUACAACAGAUCUGAACAAUUCACCGCCAAAUCUCUCAACAAUACCAAAACAAUCGUCAACCGAAAUCGCAACGAUCGAUCGACAAGGCAAAUACGCUGCACCUAUGAUCGAUCGCGAACGUGUCGAGUCCGAAACUGACAGACGUCGAUUCGACGUGAAACGUUAUGUACCAUCGGCAUUACGUGCUCAAGAUAAAUCGCAACCGCCUGCUGCACUAUUAGAUCCUCGAUUUUAUUCAAUGAAGAAAACAGCUAUGACUAUCUUGUGUUUAUUGAUUAUCGUCAUGAGCAACAGUGUACAAUUGAAGCACGUUCUCUCAAGAAGUACAUCGAGUACAUUCUAUGGCACUCAAGUUACACUUGGCAUUGUCUCUAUCCUCAUGUGUGCUAGCAUCGUCGACGUUACUAUCUUGCCUUCCCGGUUUCUAGGCUUUGUUCAACUGUACUUAUUUCUGUGUACGCGGCUCGAUCAAUUCCCAUUGGUAUCACCAUCGGAAAAUUUAUCACGCUACGAACGAAUUCUUCUCAUCUUACCGGCUGUAUUAGUUCUAGUUUUAUUCAUACUCAAUACUACUUUUCUAAUUAUCAUGUUUAAACUCUAA